Molecule: messenger RNA, 1318 nt
Organism: Rhagoletis zephyria (snowberry fruit fly)
Lineage: Eukaryota; Metazoa; Arthropoda; Insecta; Diptera; Tephritidae
Product: putative cyclin-dependent serine/threonine-protein kinase DDB_G0272797/DDB_G0274007
Source: RefSeq, a predicted model, not a curated record
AUGACAGCGCUUGUCAAGCGAACUGUCAGCGUGACAUUUACCGCUGAUGUGAAGCAUCUGCUAUGUGGCCCAGCAGCCGCUGGUGUAAACGCCGCGCGCAAACAAAAACAACGCGAUAAACGAAAACCAACAAAGUGCCAUCAUAAUACACGGCAAAUGUUGCGAUUAUGCCGCCCCAUUUUGCUGCUCUUCUUCAUACUGCAAGUCGUGCAACAUUUGCCGCGUGUCAACAUGUUGACGGAUGACAGCGCAUCCAGUGCCAAUCAGCUCUCGUUCGUGGAGAGUCCCACGAAGCUUGUAAAUAAUAGUGCCGCCAGCGCUGGUGUUAGUGUAAAUAGUGUUAAUCCUACUCUAAGUGUUAACAAUGAAAUUGUACAAAAUGAUGUUGCAGCAACAAUGUUGCCUGCGGCGACAGCACAACCGGCAAAGCGUAAGUUGCGCCGCAAAUAUCCUGUAAAAAUGCAAAAUCGCACAGCGUUAGCAUCGCCAGCGGGGCAGCGUUACAAGGGUAAGCGACGAAAAGUGUUGCUGCAACGCAUGCAACCGAAUGCAACACAUGCAACACGCAACAUGUUAGCUGUGGGCGCGCAGCAGCCGCAACUGCAACGAAUAACCGCAGAAAGUAUACCAAAGAAUGUGCGAAGGCAGCAAGCGCAGCAGGAGAAACAAAAACAGCUACAACGCAAACAACAGCAGCGCCCACAGCACCAAAAAUUUGUUGACGAGGCGAAGCGAAGGGAAGAAGCAGCGCUGCCGCAACAACAAAGGUUGCAUCAAACGCAGCAGCAACAACAAUUUUCCUAUAACCCACGCGAAGGACAAUAUCACCAUCAACAACAGCAACAACAACAACAACAGCCGCUACCAGCACACCUGCCACAAAGCGAAAAUCGCCAGCGCGAACUUCAAAGCCAGCAUUUCCUGUCGCAGCCGCCGCUGCAACCCGACACGCCCGCCACAACUUUGCGCCAACAACAACCAGAGGAGCUACAGCAUCAUUACGUCGGCAAUUCAAGCAGCAUAACGUCUAGACAGCAUUAUAAUCAUCAGCAGCAGCAACAGCCCCAGCCACAGCCGCCCCAGCACACUGUUUACGAUACCACAACCAUACAGAAUCGCCAAGAUCACGUUGUCAUACAGGGCAACACCGACAUUGUGGUGUAUCGUAAUAUUGGCACCCUGCCAUGUCCACCAGGCGUGCGUCUGGUGCCGCAUCGCUUCAUACCAGUGCACACCCAGCAGCGUCCAAGGCCAAGGGGUAAGUCUCAAACUAAUCACAAACAAGCGCUCUUCACAUCUACCAUCAUUGCCAGUUCGC